AUGGUUGCUCUCUUCUCAUGCUCUGUGUGCAGUGCAAACAGAAUUCCGGGGAAUCACUCCGACCAAUUCGCUCUGUUGGAAUUCAAGGCCGCGUUACAUGAUCCCCUCGGUGUUUUGGACUCGUGGAACACCACCAUCCAUUUCUGUCAGUGGUACGGAGUUGCUUGCGGCAAAAGGCACCAGAGGGUCACAUCUUUGGACUUGCAAUCGCAAAAGUUGGGAGGAAUUAUAUCCCCCAGUAUUGGAAACCUCACAUUCCUGAGGGUCCUCAACCUCCAAAACAAUAGUUUCCACUUAAGGAUUCCUCCCGAAGUUGGUCAUCUAUAUAGACUACGAGUUUUGCUCUUUAAUAACAACUCGUUGGAUGGACCGAUUCCUCCAAGUUUGUCUCGUUGCUUCAAUCUCAUUACACUUUGCGUCCAUGUCAACAUGCUUGAAGGGAAUUUACCUGCAGAGCUUAGCUCCUUGUCGAAGCUCAAAGAGCUUCGUUUGGACAUGAAUGCUUUGAGUGGGCCAAUCCCUAGUUCUUAUGGAAAUUUGUCAUCUCUCGAGGAUCUCCGCGCAUCACGAAAUGAACUCGUUGGCAUGAUUCCAGAUACAUUGGGCAGCUUGCAAAACCUAAAAGUUCUUGCUCUCGGGGAUAAUAAUUUCGUUGGGACCAUUCCUGUAUCGAUAUUCAAUAUCUCAUCCCUAGAAGUCCUUGAUGUUGCCAAAAACCAUCUGGUGGGGAGCUUACCAUCAGACUUGGGCUUCACUCUUCCAACCCUCCAAUUUCUCUCCUUAGCCGUGAACCAUUUCACAGGACCUAUUCCCAAAUCACUAUCCAAUUUGUCUGACCUCUCGUUAUUUAAUAUUAAUCUAAAUAAUUUCACUGGGGAGGUUCCAUCUUUCCAAAAAAUGAAUGAGCUUCGUGCUAUGGCCAUUGGGGACAAUCAUCUUGGUGGUCGGCAAGUUGGUGAUCUCAACUUCCUUUGCACAUUGACAAACUCUACAAAGCUAGAGAUAUUACAGUUUAAAGUCAACAAAUUUGAAGGAAACAUACCCGAAUGCAUCUCUAACCUGUCGAUAACUCUCCAGCUUUUCUCUUCUUGCGACAACAUGAUAUCCGGAGGCUUACCAGGUACCAUUGGCAAUCUCAUAAACUUAGAAUUGUUUGAAGUGGUUGGGAACAACAUUUCUGGUAACAUUCCUUCUGAAAUCGGCAAUCUCGCAAGGCUAAAGCAAUUGGAUCUAAGCUUGAAUGAAUUCUCUGAAGAAAUCCCACACACCGUGGGAAAUUUGUCGAUGUUGACCUACUUGAAUUUGGCAAGCAAUAGUCUUCAAGGAGCAAUACCUUCAUCUCUAAGCAAGUGUCGGAGUUUAUUACUUCUCGACCUUGCCGAUAACAAACUUAGUGGGGCCAUACCUCCUGAAAUUAUGGAAAUCUCAUCUUUGUCGAUAUACGCAGACUUCUCUGGCAAUAAUCUGACAGGCAAGCUUCCUCUGGAGGUUGGGAAUCUGAAAAAUCUGGGCGCAUUAUAUCUGGAAGAGAAUAGAAUCUCUGGAGAAAUCCCUGGUAAUCUUGGAAGCUGUAUAAUGAUGGAGAUUCUUUACAUGCAGGACAACCUUUUUGAAGGUUCGAUUCCGUCCUCGUUGAGUAACUUAAAAGGGAUUCAAGAACUGAACUUAUCAAAAAAUAUGUUGUAUGGGCAAAUUCCAAAAUUCCUUGAGGACCUAAAUCUGACGAGUUUAGGUCUCGCAUUCAAUGAAUUUGAGGGCGCAGUGCCAACAGGAGGAGUUUUCAGGAAUGCAAGUGCAACCUCUCUCAUCGGAAAUAAGGAUCUCUGCGGGGGCUUGGCUGAAUUCCGGCUACCCAAAUGCAACACUGAAGAACCGAGGAGGGUGGGGACCAUGAGCGUCGUGAGAAUUAUCAUUAUUUCCUCAGUUUCAGGCCUUCUAGGACUGCUUUUGAUUCUAGUUUUGCUGUAUAUUCUCUGGUGUAGAAGGCAAAGUAAAACUACUGCGUCCGAGUUUUCGAGAGAUGGGCUUUUGAAGGUUUCUUACCAAAGCCUAUUGAAAGCAACUAAUGGUUUCUCUUCCAUAAAUUUGAUAGGCUCGGGAAGUUUCGGAUCAGUGUUCCGAGGUGUUUUUGAUUGGAAUCAGACGGUUGUUGCCGUGAUGGUUCUAAACCUGAUGCGGUAUGGAGCAGCCAAGAGUUUCAUUUCAGAAUGCAAGGCCUUGAGAAACAUCAGGCACAGGAAUCUCGUGAAGGUAAUCACUGCAUGUUCCGGCACUGAUUAUCAGGGAAACGAUUUCAAGGCCCUGAUUUAUGAGUUCAUGGUGAAUGGGAGUUUAGACAGAUGGCUACAUCCAGUAGUCGAGAUGAUUGAGACAGAGGAAGAGGCCCCAAGACAGUUAAAUCUUCUCCAGAGACUGAACAUCACUAUAGAUGUUGCUUCUGCUUUAGAUUAUCUCCAUAAUCAUUUUGAUGUGCCCAUAGUCCACUGUGAUCUAAAGCCAAGCAAUGUUCUACUGGACGACGAAAUGACUGCACAUGUUGGCGAUUUCGGAUUGGUCAGGUUCCUGUCUGCAGAAGCCACAAGGGAGUUAAUUGCUGAUCCAAGUAGCUCAAUCGGAGUGAAAGGAUCUAUCGGCUAUAUUGCUCCUGAAUACGGGGCAGGAGGAGAGGUUUCAACUCAUGGGGAUGUCUAUAGCUAUGGGAUUCUUGUGCUGGAGAUGUUCACAGGGAAGAGGCCAACCGAUGAGAUGUUCACGGAUGGAUUGAACCUUCAUUCCUUUGCUAUUGCAGCAUUGCCCGAACAAGUUUCUCAGGUUGUUGAUCCCUUCCUGCUUCAGGAAAGUCAAGGCGUGGAAAGCAGUCAGAACAGCGUGAGAGCAAGGAGGCAUAGCAACAGACUCCAAAAAGUUCAGGAGUGCUUGGUCUCAAUUAUCAGGCUAGGAGUUCUUUGUUCCUCCGAGUCACCCGGAGACCGCAUGAACAUCGCUGAUGUCGCAACUGCACUCCGUGUGAUUCACAAGGAGCUUCUUGAAAACUGA
Messenger RNA from Punica granatum (pomegranate), 3036 nucleotides. The record is from RefSeq and is a predicted model, not a curated record. Lineage: Eukaryota; Viridiplantae; Streptophyta; Magnoliopsida; Myrtales; Lythraceae.